Capsicum annuum is the source of this 2051-nucleotide messenger RNA. Its product is annotated as pentatricopeptide repeat-containing protein At5g11310, mitochondrial. The record is from RefSeq and is a predicted model, not a curated record. The coding region runs from base 88 to 1830 and encodes 580 amino acids. NCBI's taxonomy places the organism in Eukaryota, Viridiplantae, Streptophyta, Magnoliopsida, Solanales, Solanaceae. Gene Ontology annotation, molecular function: protein binding. The transcript is spliced from 2 exons.
GAUUUUCCCUUUUUGCCCACCCCUACAACUCAUAAACCCCAGAAAAAAACUCAAAAUCCGCCAUUAUCACUCUGCUUCUGUUUCUCCAUGAACACACACAUCCCCCGCUCCAUCGCCUCUCUAUCUAAGCUCUUGUCAACCCAAUCAUGGCUAAAAUCAACACAACCAGAAUCGCACAUCAAGAAAUGGCCUAAACUCAACCACCACCCACCCAAACAAACCCUCCCCCCACCCUCCCCUAAUUACUCCCCCACUACUUUCACCACCCUAUGUGAACUCCUACGUGACCCCACCAUCCCACCUGGUCCAAUUCUUGAAAAUGCAUUGGAGGAAUCUGAGGUUGAAGGAAUAAAUGAGUGUUUGUUUCUUGAUCUUUUUGCUCAUUUUGAUUCUUCUCCUAAGCCUUUGUUUACCCUUUAUUUGUGGGCUCAGAAGAAACACUGGUUUCAGUUUUCGAUACCUGUGUUUAAUGCUAUGGUUAAUGUUCUUGGUAAGGAGAGGGAAUUUGAUUCUGCUUGGGAUUUGAUACUUGAUGGGCUUAAUGCUGCUGAAAGACCUAAUCUUGAUACAUUUGCUAUAAUGAUCAGACGAUACGCAAGGGCAGGUAUGCUCUUACCAGCCGUUCGAACGUAUGAAUUUUCUUCAAAGUUAGAGAUACAUGCCUCGGGCUUGGAAGACAACUUAUUUGAGAUACUAUUAGAUUCUUUAUGCAAAGAGGGGCAUGUGAGGGAAGCUUCAGAGUAUUUUUAUAAGCGAAAAGGACAAGACUCGAAUUGGUUGCCACCUAUUCAGGUCUAUAACAUAUUGCUAAAUGGAUGGUUUCGAUCAAGAAAGAUCAAGAAAGCUGAACGAUUGUGGGCUGAGAUGAAAAAGGAGGGCAUAAAACCUAGCGUUGUAACUUAUGGUACCCUUGUGGAAGGAUUGUGCCGGAUGCGUAGAGUUGAGAUGGCAAUUGAAUUGAUUGAGGAAAUGAAAGAGGAAGGGAUUAAUCCCAAUGUUGUUGUCUACAAUCCAGUAAUUGAUGCAUUAGGAGAAGCCGGGCGCUUCAAGGAAGCAUCGGGAAUGAUGGAGAGGCUGUUAGUGUUGGAAUCCGGUCCAACUCUAUCAACUUACAAUUCGUUGGUGAAGGGCUUUUGCAAGGCAGGAGAUAUCGUCGGGGCAAGUAAGAUUCUUAAGAUGAUGAUAAAUAGGGGUUUCAUGCCAACACCAACAACUUAUAAUUACUUCUUUCGGUACUUCUCCAAGUUUGGGAAGAUUGAAGAAGGCUUGAACCUCUAUACCAAGAUGAUUGAAUCUGGAUACGUGGCAGAUCGACUAACAUACCAUUUGCUGAUUAAGAUGCUAUGUGAGCGGGAUAGAUUGGAUCUUGCAUUGCAAAUUAUCAAAGAGAUGAGGACAAAAGGUUUUGAUUUGGACUUGGCUACAAGUACCAUGCUUAUACACUUGUUCUGCAAGAUGCAUCAAUUUGACGAAGCUGUCGAGUGGUUCCAUGACAUGAUCCGGAGAGGACUAGUUCCUCAAUAUCUCACAUAUCAGAGACUCUGCAAUGAUCUCAGAAAACAAGGAAUGACUGAGAAGGCAGAGAAACUUAGAAACAUGAUGGCAUCUACACCCCACUCUGAGAAGUUGCCGAACACAUAUAUUCUAGACGGAGACUCUUCGUAUACGAGGAGGAAAUCCAUCAUUGAGAAAGCUGAAGAAAUGUCAAAUAUAUUACAGACAUGUAGAAGUCCAAGACAACUUGUGAAACGUAGAACUCCACCUGAAAAUGCUGUACUGAGUGCAAACCAGCUUAUAGAAAAUAUUACUAAACGAGUGGAAUUGGUUUAGUCUACAUUAUGUUGUAUAAUUAUUCUGCAAUGCAAGGUCGGUGUACACUGUAUUCUUCCCAGACCUCACUUGUGGGAACACACUAGGUUUGUUGUUGUAGAUUCAAAGGUUUCGGUCAUUUACAUAAUACAGCACAAGCAUACCAGUAAAAUUCUUUGUGCACCUAGGUUUUAUGAAGUUCAGAAAGCAAUGAAUAAAUACAUGAUGGAUUUUGCAUUGCA